Drosophila bipectinata is the source of this 1834-nucleotide messenger RNA. It is a transcript of the gene VhaAC45, whose product is annotated as Vacuolar H[+] ATPase AC45 accessory subunit. The record is from RefSeq and is a predicted model, not a curated record. Lineage: Eukaryota; Metazoa; Arthropoda; Insecta; Diptera; Drosophilidae.
UCCAUCACAUGACCGUCAUAAGGUUUUUUCUCACUGGAACAAGCGACGUCGGGCCAUAACAGCGAAAAUUUUCACCACCAUUUUUCGUUUGUAGUUUCAGUUCACUUUUCGUGCGUCGUUGCAGCGAUUCUACCGAAAUGUUGUGGAAGUCGCUGAUUGCCCUGUGCGUCAUUGGAGCAGCCUUCGCGGAGCAAACGCCCGUCUUUCUGUGGGGUGCCAACAGUGUGGCGAAGCCCUCGCUGAAGACAGUGCCCCAGGCGGAGUUCGCCGAGCAGUUGGCUACGUUGCUGGAAGAUCACAUGGUCGUGGCCUUCGAGGAAAAUGGCUUGAGCAGCAAGGACUUCCUGUGCAGCAACUCCCUGUCGCAGUCCUGCUAUGCCCAGUUGCAGGGCGUUAGCCCCAAGACCUACUACACCAGCGUGGAGAAUCCCACCGAGGCCCUGCGUUCGGUCGCCGCCAAGCGGGAGCACAACAGCAUCGAUGCCAGCGGAAAAUUGGUGAACCCAGCCAAGUGCGCCGCCGGCAAAGCCCUGUUCGUCAGCUUCGAGGAUUCGAAGGAGAGUCGCGAGGCCACCCUGGAGUCACAUGACGCUGCCAUCGCCGCUAUCAGCAAGCAGUUUGAGUGCAAGGUGGCUUAUCUGUAUCUGGCCGCACCGUCCACCGCUCCGGUUGUUCAGCGUCGCGCACGGCGUGACACGGCCGCUACUACUGGAGGAACCUACUUUAGGUCCACAAACCAAUUUUUCAUCUUUUACACUGCCCUUCUUUACAACUCGGAUCCCGUCACCUUUACCGGUAUUUCAGUCCAGAACGAUACCAGCUCCAAGUUCACCGUCACAUUAUCGUCUGCCUCCAAGUCACUCGUCUUUGAUGUUUCUAAUAGCGGUGGAUACUUUAGUUUGAGCAAUGUAAAGUAUGGUGAUGAAGCUUUCCGCGUUACCGGCAUUGUAAACGCCCCCACCACGUUCUCCUACGCCUGCGGUAACCUCACUCUGGAGUCUGCUGCCACCGAUGGUCGUUACAACUCGCUGAGCUUCAAGUCCCUGCAGCUGCAGGCUCCGUUCGACGGUUCCUAUUCUGUGGAUUUCCCCUUCGGCGAUUCUUGGGACUGUGUUGGAUUCGUAUCGCCCGGAAUCCUUAUGGGUCUUCUGGUCGUCGCUCUGCUGCUGGUCAUCAUGUUCAUUGGUGUCUGCUGGAUGAUGGACAUCAACACGAUGGACCGCUUUGACGAUCCCAAGGGCAAGACCAUCACGAUCAACGCCGCCGCUGACUAAACAGCCGGUCAUCAUUAGUUCACGCCCAAGCUUUUUUGUUAUAUUUUCCCUUCAGAAAGUCAUUCCUUUAUUCUUCCGUCAUGAAACGAACCAAUACUUAAUACCAUAUAACCAUAUAACACAUAACCGGGAAAUUAGUCCUUACAAUUUCGAUACAAAAAUUUUCCCCGACAAAGAUCAGAUCCACGUUCAGCAUCAUUCCGUGCUGGCCUUUGUCGCCGAAAAUUUCCAAGAGUUUUGCUUGCACCGACUUGGCAUCCAGUAUUUCAUAUAGUAUAUAGCCCCUAAAUGUCGUAAAUUGAGGAAUUACACAAAAAAAAAAAGACGCACAGUGUCCAAAAUAAGUGUGUGCAGAAGUCCAUUGGUGUGUGUGGAUGUGUGCCCCAUGAUUGCCCGUGGGCAGUAAAUCUAAACUUGCAUAUAUCUAAGUUUUUGUAGUUUGUUGUUUUGCGCAAAUAUGCGAAACUAAUUUAUGCCUCUGUAUGAUAGUUUGUCUUUUGUGCAACUCUCCUGUUCGCAGGCCCAACGAAAAUAAAGUUUUUUUCAAUUGUGUUACCAAA